This is a messenger RNA of Leguminivora glycinivorella, 2467 nucleotides long. RefSeq names its product E3 UFM1-protein ligase 1 homolog (gene Ufl1). Gene Ontology annotation, biological process: regulation of proteasomal ubiquitin-dependent protein catabolic process; protein K69-linked ufmylation; response to endoplasmic reticulum stress. Gene Ontology annotation, molecular function: UFM1 ligase activity. The transcript has 7 exons. The record is from RefSeq and is a predicted model, not a curated record. Gene Ontology annotation, cellular component: endoplasmic reticulum membrane. Lineage: Eukaryota; Metazoa; Arthropoda; Insecta; Lepidoptera; Tortricidae. Bases 117 to 2411 code for a protein of 764 amino acids.
CGUGGUAUGAGUAUCUGAACGCGUUCUACGUGUCAAAAAUAUUACAACACAGCUGUUUACUGUCAUGCUCCUCAGUCCAAUUUCGUGAAAAAAUACGUGAAUUUGUUCCCCUAAACAUGGCAUCAUCUGACUGGGAUGAAAUAAAGCGCCUAGCAGCAGAUUUCCAAAAAGCUCAGCUUAGUUCUACUGCUCAAAGGCUUUCAGAGAGAAAUUGCAUUGAAAUUGUCACAAAAUUGAUAGAACUUAAAUUGAUUGAUGUAAUAUUCACUACUGAUGGCAAGGAAUACUUAACUACUCAACAACUAAUCAGGGAAAUAAAAGAUGAACUCUAUGUACAUGGUGGCAGGAUUAACACAGUUGAGUUGGCUAAGGAGCUCAAUGUUGACCUCAGUCAGAUCAAUACCAGCAUCACCGAGAUUGUGAAAGGAAAAGAAGUACAACUUGUGUCUGGCUAUUUAAUAGCUUCAUACUAUUUGGAAAAAAUUGCAAAAGAAAUCAAUGAGAAACUUCAACUUCAAGGACAAAUAUCAGUUGGAGAGCUGACCCUGCAGUAUGACUUGCCAGCUGACUUAUUACUACACAGUGUACUAGAAAAAUAUUUGGGCAAACUCAUUUUUGGUAAACAAGAUGCUUCAGAACCCAGAACUUUUUAUACUGAAGAGUAUAUCAUGAGGACAAAAGCAAAAAUCAAAGGAGCAUUGAUGGGCCUUUUGAAGCCGACUCCUGUAACUGUUAUAGUGAAUCACUGUAAUGUUGUGGAGCGGCUGUUCCUGUCCUUGUUUGACCAGGUGUAUGCCCCUGGAAUGCUGACUGGGAGACAAACUGGAGCUCUCUAUGUACCUUCUUGUUACACUAAGUCGCAGAAUGACUGGGUGAUGAGCUUUUACAAACAAAACAACUAUCUAGAGUAUGACACAUUAUCUCGCUUGGGCAUCUCAGACCCCAAAGGCUAUGUGAAGAGGACUCUACCCAAUGAAGACCUUACGUUUCUCAGCAGCUGUGCGCUCGGGUCACAGAUUAAACAGCAGCUUGAGACAGCUCUAGAGGAGUGUAUAGCAUCUAAGAGUUACUUAGAUGUUGUAUCCCUGCUGCCUUCUGUAUUGUCAGAUACAGAUAUUGAAAAUGUUCUAGAUGAAUUGUUAAAAAAUAACUCUAAGGCUACAAUUGUCUUUGAAAACACUGUUUUCAGCAACCACUAUAUUGACACUCUAAAACAGGCUUGCACACCAAUGAUGCAAAGCAAAGUAGAUGCAGUUGUCAAAUCAGGCAAAUAUCAGCAGUUUUAUUUAGAGAAGCAGCUGUCCAAAGCUAAUGAUUUACAACAGGGUCAUGUUGACCACAAAGCUGAAAGGCGAGAUGAAAGACGGAGGAAGGCAGCUUCAGGUAAAGGGGGUGGAGGCACCCAAGGCCGCGAAACUAAAACUAAGGCUGUCAAAAAACAUCCAAGGGGUAAACAGGCCGCUCACGACUCUGACUCUGAUGAUGCCUCUGCUGUCAGUAAGAAAGUCUCAUCCCAAUUGGAAAUUGUAAACAUUGAAGAUGUUAAGAAAAUCAUCAAGGAUGUUCUUGAAAAUGAGGGACUUGAAGACCUUUUUACGCAAAUAGCUGAAUAUUUGCAUGGAGGGUUGAACCAAACAGCUUUGGCACUAGCAAAGGAAACAGCUGAAAAACUGAUGCAAGACGCCACUCAGACCAGGAAACAAACCCACUCCUCCACACAAGACAAGAUAAACAUUUUGAUCAAUGAUAUCAAACUUUACGAGAAGGGUCUGAAGUCAUUCCAAGCUGAGAAACAGCCACAGUUGAUAAAAUACCUUCUCAAGUCUUUAGGAGGUGACGUUUUAUCGGAAUUCUGCAAAUAUGCAGCAAACCAAUGCAAUCUUUCCGUUCAAAUGGAUGUAUUAACUCCUGACCAGAGAAAUAAGAUUAUUAAUGACUUGACAGAGGAAUACACAAAACCGUUUAAAGCUCUGAAUGCCACACUCUCGGAUCAGAAUUUAGAGUUGUUUUAUCAAGCUGUUGACUUGUGUCUUGCGCAAUGUGGUAUGAUUUUGAAGAAGAUUGAUAAGAAGAAGGACAAGCUUGUGAUAACCAAUCACAGAGAAAAGCUGAUAUCUGAGUUGGAGAAUUGUGAUGACCCGGCUCUGACACUGCAUUUGGCAGUAUUGGCGAUAUUCACAAUACUUACACAGAACAUGCUACACGCGUCUGGGAGGCUGGUGCCUGUCAUUAUUGAAUUUUUGAAAACUCAGUUGAAAGAGGAGCACUUUGUUGAACUGCAACAGUACCAUGAGUUGGUUACUAAGUACCUGACUUCAAAUGACGAAGACAAACCAGAGAUUGAAGACAAAUUGAAAGAGGAAAUGUCGACUAUUAAAAAUAUUGUUUAUGAUAUAAAGAAAAACAAAUGAAUUGUUUUAAAUUUUCAGUUUCAAAUUAAUUGAAAUAUAUAUUUUAUCAGUUAAAA